CCUCUCUUGGGGUCAGUGAAAAAUAGGGUCCCAGUCUAAACCGCGUGUGGGAGCGAAAAUGCGAAGAAGCAAACAAAGCAGACCGUAAAAACACGUCAACGCCGUCACUCAACCGCCUGCAUCUUCAGCACAACCCCAAACCUCCGACCCGCCCUCUCUCUCUCUAGAUAGAUAGUAUUUCCUCUCUCUCUCUCUCUCUAAAACUCUCUCUCUCUCCUCACAUUUCAUUUAAUCAGCUGUGACAAAGGAACAGCAACAACAACAGUGGACUCCGGCGGUUACUCUUAGCCGGUGACUUGAUUUGUCCGGCGAUCUCUCAUUCGAUCCCUGAUUCUCUCGAUGUCGAUAAGAACCAUUAAAGUCAGCAAUGUUUCCCUAGGGGCAACUUUGCAAGACGUCAAGGAGUUCUUUUCCUUUUCUGGUGAUAUUGAAUAUGUUGAAAUGCUGAGUCAUACUGAGCGAUCCCAAAUAGCAUUUGUUACCUUCAAGGAUUCGCAAGGAGCACAGACUGCAGUCUUACUUUCGGGAGCAACAAUAGUUGAUCUGACCGUCACCAUAAAUCUGGAUCCAGAUUAUCAGCUUCCACCUGCUGCUUUUGCAGCUCCUCUUAAAACAGAAAACAAAACCGCAGGUGGUUCUGAAUCUGCUUUUCGGAAGGCAGAGGAUGUAGUCAGCGGCGUGCUUGCAAAGGGCUUUGUGUUAGGCAAAGAUGCGGUCAGCAAGGUCAAGUCCUUUGAUGAGAAGCACCAGUUGACUUCCACAGCCACAGCUAAGGUUGUUUCUUUUGACAAAAAAAUCGGGCUUAGCGAAAAGUUUAGCGCUGGGACUUCUGUUGUUAAUGAGAAGGUUCGGGGAGUAGAUCAGAAAUUUCAGGUUUCUGACAAAACCAAAUCAGCAUAUGCUGUUGCUGAGCAAAAAGUCAGUAGUGCUGGAUCAGCCAUAAUGAAGAACCCGUAUGUACAAACUGGAACUACGUGGGUGACUGGUGCUUUUAGUAAAGUUGCAAAGGCAGCUGGAGAUGUUGGCCAAAAGACAAAACAGAAGGUAGGAAUGGCUGAAGAGGAACAGCGAAGGAAAAUGGUGGAUGAAUUUGCGCAGAUUCAUUUAUCCGAGUCACCUAAAUCACCAAAUCUGCAGCAAUCUUCAAAGCCCGCACCGGCACAAGGUUUGAUUCUCUGAUUUUUCACUUUCUGUAAAUACAUUGGUCAAAACUUUUCGAUUAUAGAGUCUUGAUAUCCUGCUCCUCCAAUUCAUGGAGGGGUGAAAUGUAGAACAAUGUGCCUUUAUAGUUGGAUUUGAUUGCACUCAAUGUGUUUGACCAUGUGCUUUCUUAAAUUUUUAAUAAAUUGAACUUUGUUGAGUGGUUUGGAUC
Camellia sinensis is the source of this 1372-nucleotide messenger RNA. Its product is annotated as binding partner of ACD11 1. Gene Ontology annotation, molecular function: RNA binding. The record is from RefSeq and is a predicted model, not a curated record. NCBI's taxonomy places the organism in Eukaryota, Viridiplantae, Streptophyta, Magnoliopsida, Ericales, Theaceae.